UUUUUUGCAUUGAAAUCUAUCGUUUUUAUGUCGCACACUAUUUUGUGUAAAACACGGGAAAAAAACUUUUUAGUGUAUUUGGAUUGUUAAUUCUAGCUUUGAAAACAUUUUGAAAAUUUAUAUGUAACUGAAGUAUAGGUGUUAAAAUUUCGUUCAAUCUUGUAAACCUCGUUUUAGAUUUACUAAGGCCCGCCGCGUAAGUAAGGGUAUGAAAAUUAUUAAAUUAACAAAAUGGCAGUUCGUAGAUUAUUAGCUUCUUCAGUUUCUUGGAAUACUGGUUUAAGUUUUGCUAAUAUUUCUAAAGAUUUUUUGAGUCGUUACAUAUGGAGUAUGUACCAUCAUCAUUAUCGACAUUCAAGUUCAUCAACUUUAUCAAAUGUUGACUCAUGGGUUGUGUUAACAGACGACAAGUCUACUUUUAUUGGGUGGCAUCCAGAACCAGAAUUUCCUUAUGAGCAUACCAAGCCACUACCGCAAUUAAGGCAAGAACUAAAAGAGGGAGAUUCUGUAUUGAAAAUACAAUAUCGGCUUGAAGAAAAGAACCGUUUUCGACCUGAUGGACCAACAGAUAAGGAACUUCAGAAAUUAACAUACACAACAAAACACCGUUGGGCAAAAAAGCCUGAAAAGAAGUAUAGAAAAUCCAAUCCUCCAUGUGAUCGAGAAGGGAUUUAGUUGAAAGUAGUUUGUACAUAGUUUGUAGGUGCCAGAAAUUUAAUAAUGAUGUAUCUUGCACAAUAGAAAUAAAAGUUAGUAGAAGUCUA
Molecule: messenger RNA, 764 nt
Organism: Limulus polyphemus (Atlantic horseshoe crab)
Lineage: Eukaryota; Metazoa; Arthropoda; Merostomata; Xiphosura; Limulidae
Gene: mRpL42
Product: 39S ribosomal protein L42, mitochondrial-like
Exons: 6
Coding region: 232-675 (147 amino acids)
Cellular component (GO): mitochondrial large ribosomal subunit
Source: RefSeq, a predicted model, not a curated record